AUGAGCAGCGGAUCCACCACUGACACAUCAAUUUAUAAUUCAACAUCCGAAACCGUGAAGGUUUGUCUGAUCGAUACGGAUAAUAAUCAAUCUGACAGAAUCUUAUCUGCUGGUGAACUUUGGUGUAGAAAAACAGUCGACGGAUGGAACACCAUUAUUAUUAUACCACUUAACCCAAAACAGAAUACAUUUUCUUACACACUGCCCAAUGAAUGGGGUGUUAUCAUCAAAAGAAAAUUAGAACAAUUAGUAUUAAUUCCAGCUGUGUCAAACUCUCGAAAAACUGAAGCAGAUGUUACAAUGAGAAGCCAUAAUUGUUACAUGCCUCCUCCUUGUCGAAUGGGAAAUUUGAAUACUGAAGGUAUGCACGAUUGUUGCCACAUGAUCGGAUGUCUUGUAUACAAUGAAUCUCAUGAACCUAUUCGGGUUUGUGUUACAGAUAAAAACAAUCGUAAUAGUCAUAUGCUUUUAAAUCAUGGAGAACAUAAUGAGAUAAAUACACCGCAAGAAGCUUCAUUUAUACAAAAACUGUUUACGAGUCCCUCAAAUCAUGCUCCGAUGGUUUUGGUAUCUGUAUUAGAUUUCCAAUCAGAUAAUCAAUCAGCGAAUACAACUGCACGAGCAAAGUAUACUAUUAAAUCUUACUUUCACGAAAGAGGUAACGGCACUUAUACUUUCUUACGUGUGAUUAAGAAGAACGGUUAUUUUACUAUUGAAGAAGAUUCAAUUAGAUACUCCAUUCCCCGACGUGAAUCCAAAUUAUCUUAUCUAUUUAGUAAAGAUUGCUGUGAAAAAUUUCGUACGUAUAAAAAUCUUUGUGAUAUUGUUGAUCGUCCGGAUGGAACAUUCGAUGUUGAACCUCGACAAACGCCCCCAUGCUCUAUAUUAUGA
Messenger RNA from Adineta steineri, 891 nucleotides. Lineage: Eukaryota; Metazoa; Rotifera; Eurotatoria; Adinetida; Adinetidae. The record is from the annotation of a GenBank genome assembly.